AUGCCUUCUUCUCAACCCAUUCGCCGUGGAGCUCUUCGUGACUCCUGGCCGCCUACUCAACUAAGAAUCGACUAUGGCGACUUUCACGAUGUCGACCUAUCCAACAUCGACCAAGACCCUCUCACGUACUUCCUCACGCCCACACCUGCCGCCAAUGCGGUUGACGACGACGACAUGGAUUUCGACAUGGACUUUGACGCCGGAAUCGAGGACACCAAACGCCCAGCGCCCAUCGUGAGAAGUGUUAGCCCAUCCAGCCUCGACGGCCUCAGCCUCCCGCCCCCUCGGCCACCAACACCACCCAAGUCGUCGACUCCCGAGCUCGAGUUUGAUGGGUACCCUACGCCCGAGGACAAGGAGGAUUACAUGCACCUUGCAGCCGCUGCAUUCGAUUUUCCUGUUCUUCGCCUGAAGGACCUGACCAAGAAGCCCAAGAUGAGGCCUUCAUCGAGCUACAGCAAUAGCAACAGCCGCCCAAGCAGCAGACUGGACAACUACAGGGGUACCUCUACGGCUGACUAUGAUUUGCCCCUGACGCCUCCCUCUCCAUCUUAUAGCCACUUCGCCAACCGGGGUCGGCCAUUGACCCGGCCUGGUCCACGAACGAUGUUCAGACCAUUCCGUCGGUCACCGCACUCUUGGCGUGAGCCUAGCCCGGAUGUUUGGGCUAUCGAGGAGGAAACGGAUGAGGAGCUUCACGAUAGCGAGAUGAGUGAGGGCCACCACGCGGAGCAGAAGUAUGCUGGAGCCAGGAACAUUGAGUCACCGUCAACGGCUUCAAAGGGAAAGAAGAGGGUUCGGUUUGCGCUGCCCUUUGAGCAGUGA
Messenger RNA from Neurospora hispaniola, 825 nucleotides. RefSeq lists its product as uncharacterized. The transcript has a single exon. Bases 1 to 825 code for a protein of 274 amino acids. Lineage: Eukaryota; Fungi; Ascomycota; Sordariomycetes; Sordariales; Sordariaceae. The record is from RefSeq and is a predicted model, not a curated record.